Styela clava is the source of this 2695-nucleotide messenger RNA. RefSeq lists its product as uncharacterized. NCBI's taxonomy places the organism in Eukaryota, Metazoa, Chordata, Ascidiacea, Stolidobranchia, Styelidae. The record is from RefSeq and is a predicted model, not a curated record.
UAUGCUAUAGUGAUAGACAUGUCUUAGUCUCUGUACAAUCUAGCCACUGUGAUUUGUACUUGAAACUGUAUUUUGGUGCUUAAGACCAUCUGUCCCUGGAGUAUUGGGAGGACCAGCAAUGGAACAGAUUAGGAAAGAACGACUGGAAGAUGUAGCAAUAAAAGAGGUGAUUCGACGUUUCUCAUCAACGGAUUCAUUUAUUACAUUUGCUCUUUCAAAGGACGGUCUCAGAAUCAGUCACAGUGAAGUCACGACUGUACAGGAAAAUAACCGAGACAAUGUCACCAAGCAAAAACGGUGUUUGAUUGAAAUUUGGAGAGAAAGGGAAGGACCAAGAGCUACAACAGAAGCGUUGAGACAAAUAAUUGACAGAUAUUUCGAAAUAGAACGCAAUCCUGAUGCUGCAUACCCCGCUUAUGAAUAUGAGGUGGAUGUUUUGCCACAAGAUGACGCUGACAUACAACAAGUUCCAACAGAUCCUUCUCCCACUACCAUCAAUAUAACUAACAUACAAGGAACCAUUGGCCAGGUGUUGUUGGGGAAUGGGACUCAAGGCAAUGCUAAAGAUGAAGGAAUCCCACAGAUUGACCCCGAUGUUCCAGUGUUGAAGCCUUCAAAAUCAGAAAUUACUCCGGAAAAAACAGUGAUAGAUAUCGGAGACUGCAGGUUGAAACUCUCAGCACAUUCCGUUAAAGAACCAACGAAGCAUGAUAUUGCGUAUAAAGUCGUUCCAGGAGCGCCACCUGCUGGCCAAAUUCAUGCAAGCUCAACACUGUCUUUCAAUCCAUCAUACCAAGGUCGAAAGGACGUAAAGAUCACUCUGCCAACCUGGUGCUCAACCGAAGCUUCUGUCGAUGUUGGGAUUUACUGUAAAUCAGAAGGAGAGUGGAUUGAGUUGGACCGUCCAAUUCUGACACAUGAAGGACACUUGGAACUUCAUUAUCGGGAACUUAGCAACCUGACAGCAUACAUAUCUCAAGAUAGGUUGCCAGAUAUCCAAUUCAAAAUAUCCUGCUUUCUGUUCAAUAAUGCAGAUGGAAAAUUUGCAAUGGGAUUCUGCCUCGCUGAUAAAGCCAUCGAAAACGUGUUUCUGCACAGACUCAAGAAGGAAGGCUUCGUUUCUUCUAUCAAGACUCUGGAACCACUUACAGCAUCGUUUGAGGAUGAGAUUGCGUUCAAUAUUACUCCUGGCCAACAAAUGACAAACACACAUUUCAAUGUGGAUGAACAAUUCCUUUCUUCAUAUCAAGGCCACAUUUCCUACUGCACCAUUGACAAACAGGCUCUUAAUCCUGUUUAUAAAAUCUCUCAAAUGAGGAAACAGGAAGAGGCCAGCGCUGGAGUCCAACCUUUUUAUGAGAAAUCCUACAACAUUGGUGGAAAAGAGGAGUCAUUGGGACAGCCUGGUGCUGUUGGACAUGGGAGGCCCUCAGACCUGAUUGAAUUUCGUGGUCAACUCAAUACCGGCGUUUUAUUGAAAAAUGCAGAGGAAGUUGAAAUCGACAAUAGACGAUACAGUGGUGAUGAAUCACCCAGGAAUAGACCAAAGUUGACUUAUGAACAAAAACUUGAAAGAGCAGAAGAGAGAAAGAAGAAAGCUGAAGCUUGGACUGGAGAGCAACCCAAGGUUGCACCAGGUGGUCGUCAAAUCAUUUUUCAUGGUGACGUUAAUGCUGGAGUAGCAUUACUUGGCUCGAGAAAGUUGAAGAUCGAUAAUAGGAAAAUGGCAGGAAAGAGACCUGAAGGAUCACAAGGGAAGGAAAUACAGAAGGUUUCUGAACCUGUUCAAGUCAAUGAGGGUGUAGAGGUUGAAUCACAGCAGUAUCGUGAAGAACAUCAGCCAAAUGUUGCAGCUCUUCCAACAGGGACAGAUUGUGAAAAGAUAUCCCCUGACUAUAACGGUCCGGCCCCAGAAGCACCUCCAAUUGACCCAGGAAUUAUUGAACAUGAUGUGAGACAGAGGAGAAGAGAAGCAGAUCAAAAUAAUGGGGGUGGGGAACCACCUACAGAUGAAGAUGACGAUAAAGAUCCUCCUGUGAAACCAAAGAAGACUAAAUACGACACUGUUCGACAAUGUCUCGCUGUUGUGGCUGUUAUCUUCAUGGUGUUUAUAGUUUACUCGUACAUGAAGUAAUUUGGCCCGGACUACAAAUGAAGAUUUCCAGUGAAACUAUCAAUAGAUGAAUAUUAUGUUUUUUUCUCAUUUUGAGAUUUUGUGAAAAUUAUGAGAUAAUAUGAAAUAUGAAUGUUGAUUUGAGUUUGAGUAGUUUAUAAUUCAAUUUAUCUAGAUUUCUCAAAUAACCUAUUUUGGAGCAAAAUCUAGCUUCAUUCAUUUUGUGGAUGCAAGUUUCAAAUACUGCUUGGGAUCUAAAGCCAUGGCAAUCUGACAGAGCUAUAGUCAAGCCUACCAUAAAAAAUUGAGUGGUAGCUAUCACCAAAUUUUAGUGGCACUAGCUCCCAACUGACCAAUUAUUCUUCACUUUCAUCAUUUCUAGUGUUUCGUUAAAAUAUAAAAAAAAUUUUAGCAUAUUUUUUUUCAGUACUCAACUCAAUUUGUAAUGUCAAUUCAAAAGUUUCAAGUUAAAUCUGUAUGCUUGAAUCUUUACUGUUUAAUUUCGAAUUUGAACUGUUAUAUCAAGAUUUCAUGUUCCACUGCCGUGAUCUGGUGCUACAGUUUGAAUAUACCAGCUUCCCA